Messenger RNA from Porites evermanni, 3186 nucleotides. NCBI's taxonomy places the organism in Eukaryota, Metazoa, Cnidaria, Anthozoa, Scleractinia, Poritidae. The record is from the annotation of a GenBank genome assembly.
AUGUCACGAAGAAUACACCCCGCGUUUCAGAGUAAAACGGUCGUCAAACUAGAGUGCAAGUAUUGCGAAAGAUACAUUUGUGCUCGUGGAAUGAGGGCGCUUUUGUUGGCCGACACCAAAGUGGAACUCUACUCGACUGACUUGCCCCCAGAAAAGUAAGUUUAAUGGUUGUGUUUCUUUGUAAAUAAGGAUAAAGCUGGUCCAUUUCUUACCGGAUAACCUAUAUUAUUUUCGCAUUUCUUUGUAGUGCUAUUCAGCUGAUUGGAACAGAUUACUCAACAGAAAACUGUGAUUGUCGAAUCAAAGAUGUUGCCUGCCUCGGAUGGUAAGCUUCAAAUCAAUGAAUCGUGUUUUAUUUGCCUCUCUUUUCAAAAUUGCCUUUCUGGGUAAAUCUUCAUGUCAUGUUUUCAAUAGUUAGUUGUGAUUUUGAACUCUCGUUUAUGCUGUAUUUGUCUCAAUUUUCAGCGGAAAUGUUGUCGGAUACCAUGUAACUCUUCCAUGUCAAUCCUGUAUUCGUUCCUGUAACAACGGCCAUUUCUGGAUGUUUCACUCCAGCGCUGUUACGCCCGUCGAAAGAUUGGAUCAAACAGGUAAAAAUCCGUAAUAGAUUGAUAUCUUGUACUGGUACAAAUGAAAACCUCACAGUGGACCUAGGGGAAAGCACGUGGAGAUUCUAAUACAGCUGUUUAAUUGUUUGAUGUCAUGAGUUGACAUCAUUGAUGUUUGGCACUUUAUUCAGCUUUUUGUCUGUAAUAAGUUACAGUAUUUAUUUCCGGUGAUUAUGGUGUUGUUAUGCUAACUUUUGGACGUGAUAUGACCACAUUUUGCAUUGAUAACCGUAACAGAUGACGAGUAAAUAAGUUGGGAAUAAAUCGUAGCUAAUCUCCUUUUUAAUAACCCGUGGAAUAGAGAAAGGCGACAAAAAAAAAAUUUAUGCAGCAUUACACUCUAAAAUUUUCAUCACUCGAGACUGAUAGGCACUAAUUAUUUGGUACUAUUGCAUGGGUGAAGCAAAAUCACUCAAGCUCAAGCUCGUGAAGGCAGCUUAGGCCCAGUUCAAGGGGUCAAACUUUUCAUGUACCUUACUGAAUACUUAUUUGGGUCGACCAAACUGAUGAUACAGGUUUGACAGUUGAUUCAAACAUCUCAAAUUUAUAAGUCGGACGCAAUUCAUUUUCACGAUGUACAAUGCUUCUUAUAGCAAUUGUAUGAACAAGAUUUAGCACAUGAAAGCAAUAUUUGAAGCAAAGUCACUGCACAGUUAAAAUUCUCAUGUGGGUCACACAAACUUAAUUCAUGGGUUGGCCUAAACUUUAUUGAUUCAAAUGCUGAUCUUUUCAUGUACUAAAUGGAAGGGAUUAGGAUUCCAUGAAGAAGUUUCUUGUUUCAACUGGGCCUUAUUGCGAGGCACCAUAUGACAAGUUCCAAAUAAUUUUAAUGCUUCUGUUUGCUUGUAGGAAUUCAAAUAAUGUUGUGGGGAUCUCUUCCCAACUCAAAAGAAGACACUGAGUUGAGCGAUGAUGAUAUGUGGAUGGAAGAAUGCUGCAGAUAAAUUAAAUAUGAAAAAGAGAAGGGAGAAAUAAAUAUUUAUACCUUAACAAAUGUACAAAGGCGAUGUAAAUAGAUAAUAAGCCAGUUAAGUCAAACUGUUGUGAAGAGUUUGACAUUUUUCAAAAAAUUAACUCCAAGAGGGUAAAGUUCAUGUUCUUGCCAUAAUAAAGGAGAAAUAGGAUAAUAUCCACUAGUUUGUUUAAAAAAAUUCGUAAUUACUGUUGGUUAGCUUGUUUAUGUUAAUAUUCUUUUAUUUCAUCGUAUUAGAUUUUUUGUUUCUUCUACAAUGUACUUGGUGAAAUCUUCUUGAUACACAUACCAAAGGGUCAAAGCCAAGUGUCCUCAUUAGAGAGGUGUCCAGGCAUGUUAUAGAGUAAGGAUAUGAUGUUUUCAAACUUUGGUACCAAGAGAACAGUUCAUAGAUGAGAGGUUUCUCCAGUGCUGUGCUCUAAGAUUAGUCUAGGGAGGCUCAUGCUCUGAAUCUGUGAAAUCCAGGAUACCCUGUGUACGAUUUUUAUGCAAAAACUGAAAGAGAGUUAUAGAGUCCAGCCAGAUCAAGUGUGCCCCCCAUAGAUUCCAUUAAUGAAUUUAUUAUUUGAAAGUUAAAUGUGUUGGUAGUUGUAGAUUUCAGAUUCAUCUUUGCAUUCUUGAAUGCGUAAUGAGCUGUGAAUUCACACGCAAGGGAGUUGCAAAAUUUCUACCAGCUCAGUUUUCCUGAAUUUGAUGUUAAUGUCUUUUAAGAAAUUUAAUCCAUUCAAGGAUUUUCAAUCUGACCAAAUACAGAGAAGUUUUUGUAAAAUAUUCACUGCUCAUUACGCAUGCAGGAAUGCCGAUUUGAAUUUGACACUAGUUAUGGGAAUGACUAAUGGAUGCAUUUUCAAAUAAUCCAUUCGUUAAUAGAGUCUUAAGGGGUACGCUUGACCUGCCUUGACUGUAAGAGCUCCUGAGGUUUGCCUAAACUUGCACCAAGUUGACCUCUUUUUGUCAAUAGUACAACUGAAGAAUUUGUAAGUAACCUGAAAGCAAGCAAAGCAAGCUUUAACAAGGUACUUGACAAAACAAAACCAUUCAACUAAGAGGGACGUUGUGAAAGUCUUUAUGUUUAGUUUGAUCUUGAUAAGCUAGUAAAGAAGUAACUUUUUUCUUGGUCUAAAAUUAAUAUUAGGUUCAUUCUUCAGAACUAUGUAUUUCUCGAGCUCAAACCAGAGGCAGACAAAAGUUUUAGGGAAUGACAUGUUUAUUGUUUUUAGAUAGUGAUUAUAUUGAGACUCUGAACUUGUCAAACCAUGUGAGAUGGAGAUUCUUAAAGGUGACUUUUUGUGAAGUCAAGUCUGAUAGAGUGAAGCAGAAACCACUAAGAAGUAUGAACUGAUGUUAGGGUGCCACAAUCUGUUGAAUAUUAUGAGAAAAAUUCUCUACCAGAUAGCAGCUUGAAGGAAGCAUGUCUGCUUAAAUAAAAGCUCUGAAAUAAAAUAAUGAUUACUGUUAAAUCUUGUGUUGUGCUUUCUUGCCAUGUAGAAAUCUUUGAGUGAAAUUCUUGGGGUCUGCUUAGAAGCAUUUCUUGGAGUAAAACAUCAUUGUCACAUGUGGUCUGUUCCAGCCUCCAAGUAGCCUGCGUGGUCAGCGUUAAAAGGG